GGAGAAGGGGGUGGGGCUGACUGUUACCGAGGGGGCGGCCCCGGGACCAGGCUUUCCGCUCGGGGAUACAGACUCUAACCCCCGGAGCAGGCAGCACAGGACAGGCCCAGGCUCAGGCCCAGGCCCAGGGAGACAGCACGAGGCCCGAGCCUUGCGGAAACUCAAUGGAGCCGGGUCCGCAUCAGGUGAAGAGGCCGCGGCUGGAGGCCGAGCCCUUGGCCCGGGGGAGCGGGGGGCCGGGCGCCGAGGCCCGGGCCCGACAGGACGGCGCCUAUUUCCACUCGUACUCGGACGUGUCGAUCCACGAGGAGAUGAUCGCGGACUCGGCCCGGACCGGCUGUUACCGCCGGGCCCUGCAGGGAGGCCUGCGGCCUGCCUCCGGGCCCGAGCCCCGGGCUCGAGUGAGCCUCCUGCGGGGCCGCACGGUGCUGGAUGUGGGCGCGGGCACGGGCAUCCUGAGCGUCUUCUGCGCGCAGGCGGGGGCGGCGCGCGUGUACGCGGCGGAGGCGAGCGCGGUGAUGGCGGAGCGCGCCCGGGAGGUAGUCGAGGCGAACGGGCUGAGCGGCCGCGUGCUGGUGCUGAGGGGCCGCGUGGAGGAGGCCGAGCUGCCCGAGAGGGUGGAUGCCAUCGUCAGCGAGUGGAUGGGCUACGGCCUGAUGUACGAGUCGAUGCUCCGCAGCGUGCUGCACGCCCGGGACCGCUGGCUCAAACCGGGCGGCCUGCUCUUCCCGUGCCAGGCCGAGCUCUACAUCGCCCCGGUCAGUGACCCGGCCCUGCACGAGCGCCUGUCCUUCUGGGCCGGAGUCAAGGAGCAGCACGGCGUCGACAUGGCCUGCAUGGCCGCCUUCGCCCGCCGCUGCCUCAUGAACGACGAGAUGGUGGUGACCCCCCUGCACGGCGAGGAUGUCCUCACCCGGCCCGCCAUGUUCGCCGCCGUCAACCUCUACACGGUCACCGAGCAGCAGCUCGAGGAGCUGGGAGGCCUCUUCUCCGUCUCAGCCUUUGGCAUCGCCACCAUGCACGCCUUCGCCAUCUGGUUUUCCGUCACCUUCCCGACGUCCGCCCCCACAGGCGAUGGGGGCGAUGACGAUGGUCAACGUUCGACCAGGAGCCAUGACGAUGGUCAACGUGCGACCAGGAGCCAUGACGGUGGUCAACGUUCGACCAGGAGCCAUGACGAUGGUCAGCGUGCAACCAGUGGCCUUGAUGAUGGUCAACGUGCGACCAGUGGCCAUGACGAUGGCUAUCAAGCUACCAGUCCCCCUGCCGAUAGUGCGUGUACAGCCAAUACCAGCAAUGAUGCGUCCAGUGCCAAAGCCCAUGCUUCCCAUGUAACCAGUACACACAUCAGCAAUGGCACUGUUGAGAGCCAAUAUGCGGUCUCAGCCAAUGGUGACAAUCUCUGUGAAUUUAAUUUCAAUAAUGAUACUAACCCCGUUACAUUUGAUCCCAACACUGAUGAAUGUGAGCCAGUUGUCCUGUCAACCUCACCUUUCGCAGAGGAAACACAUUGGAAACAGACCUUGCUUUAUCUGGAUGAACCUGUCCAAGUGUUCCAGGACACUGUGAUAAAGGGAAAAGUAACUUUAACUCCAGCUGUAGAUAACCCACGACAUCUGCGGGUAUCUUUGGUUUAUGAGAUAGGAGAUAGUGGAAAAAAAACAAAAGUAUUCAAAAUGGGGGAGGAUUUCUCUUCGUUUGAGUAACAUUUUAUUGGUGUUUGCAUCCAAAUGGCCCCAUCAGUGCCUGGACAGUUACACUUGAUAUUUUUUGCUGUUUGUUCUCCAGUUUAUUUCCAAACUGAUUCAGUUGAAUGACUCAUUGUGAAAAAGUUGCCUUAACUCUAUGAACCCAUGAGGAGAGCCAAAGAAAGGAAUGGGCAAGCCAGGGAAAAGAAAUUCAAUCCUAAAAAGACAUUGAUUUGCUGGAUUGAUGAUUGUGGGACAAAAACAAAUUAAUCAAAAUGAUUGCUGCUUUUGAAUGAGUUGCCGUUCAUGCAUGUAUACUUUUUAAACAUUUUAAUAACUUAAUGAACAAACUUAGUUUGGUUUGUCACUCCAAUGUAACAUGUAGCUUGAACUCUGUGAAUUAUUGCACUGGAGCUUUUCACAGUAAAUUGCUGGCUGGCUUCUCUGACUUAGUGUUCAUGCGAAGUAAAUUGAUUCUCACUUGAAACAGAUUCUGGUACAUUCACACAGCUCAAGUGGAAACUAACCUGAUUCCUGUUCAGUGUUGCUUUAGCUGAUUGAUGUCAGUGUUAGCCUCAGUAUCCUUGUGAAGGGGAAAAGGGCCAUGUUCUGUUUAAAAAAAAGAGACACACGUUACUAUUUCGGAAGAUCCUAUGUUAGUUGUGACACAGGAAUUUUACUUGAAGCAUCAACUUUUGUUUUCAAAUACUGACUAACUUGUGUAUUUGCAGUUUCUUUACUGGUUCAUUUCCAAAGUACCAUUGUGACUUUGUGCUUGAAAAUAUUAAUAGAUUAAUCAAUUUUCAGUCACCUACAGUUUCAAGCUUUCUGUAACUAAUUCAUUUCUAAGAUUGUUUUAUAGAGCUGUGAACACUGUACGUACAAUGAGAUAAAAAUAGUAGAAAACCUCUCCUCUCUUACGUGCUGUGAAAGUGCUAUGAUGGGAGAGAUUUAAACCCCCACAGCUGUGUUGUUACAGAACAUUUACCAUAUCCAAAUGGACAUGUAAUAUUUGACAUAUCAAGCAGGUCAAAGAAGUAUGUCUCACUGCUGGUAUUUUCUAUUGUACCAAAUUUGAUAUUUUGUUAAACUCUCUAAAUGAACACUAUUUAUUAUAAAACAUAA
Chiloscyllium plagiosum (whitespotted bambooshark) is the source of this 2813-nucleotide messenger RNA. RefSeq names its product protein arginine methyltransferase 6 (gene prmt6). Gene Ontology annotation, biological process: peptidyl-arginine methylation, to asymmetrical-dimethyl arginine; chromatin remodeling. Gene Ontology annotation, molecular function: protein-arginine N-methyltransferase activity; histone methyltransferase activity. The record is from RefSeq and is a predicted model, not a curated record. Lineage: Eukaryota; Metazoa; Chordata; Chondrichthyes; Orectolobiformes; Hemiscylliidae.